Messenger RNA from Rotaria sordida, 808 nucleotides. The record is from the annotation of a GenBank genome assembly. NCBI's taxonomy places the organism in Eukaryota, Metazoa, Rotifera, Eurotatoria, Philodinida, Philodinidae.
AUUAUUAUCAAGUUUUUCACAUAAUUUAACAUCUCAAUCAAGUUUAGAUGAAAUCCGUCAAACCUAUGAAAAAUUAACAGUAUCAUUACGUAAACAAGCUCGUGAAAAAUUAAAACGUUUAUGGGAUCAAUUAGAUGUACCAAAUGAUCAACGUAUUAUACCAAAAACACAAGAUAAUGAAGAUGAUUAUUUAGCUAUGAAUGAUGAAAUAAAUCAACUUGAAAUUUAUGUUGAAUCGAUUCGACCACUUCUAGUAAAAAUUCAAAAACGAGAAUGGUAUAAAAAAGAAAUGGUUGAAUUUGAAAAACGUGCAGCUGAUCCAGCUAGACUACGUGGAAAUUCAACACAAUUACUUAAAGAAGAACGAUUUCGUAAAGAUCUUUCACGUGAAUUUCCAAAAUUAACCGAUGAUUUACGUCGUAUGGUAGCUGAAUGGGAAGAAUCAACUGGAAAAACAUUAAUUUAUGGUGGUGAAUCUUAUUUAGAAACAAUGAACAAAGAAAAAUUAAGUGUAGAUUUUGAAUUAUUACAUUUACGUUUACUUACAAAAUGUCAUAUUGUUGUACAAGGAACAACGGAUGAUACAGUAUCAAUUGCAAGUAGUAUUCAAUCAACAUCUUCAUCACGCUCAACACCUCGACCAUCUUCACCAAUAUCUCCUCCUCCACCUUCACCUUCACCUUCACCAAUACCUUCUUCACCUUCACCAAUACCUCCUCCAUCACCAUCAACACCUAAAGCAACAACAAGUCGAAUACCAACAAUGAGCUUUAUAAACAGUAAUAGAAAAAUAAAUAAACCAACAUAA